UGUGAGGAGCUGCCCCGGCCCUUCCACCAGCAGGUGCUGGUGCCCGGAGGCCACCAAAUCUCACUGCUGUAUGAGUUCCUGGUGCCCUGCCUGUGCAUUGAGGCCUCCUACUCCCACCACGACAGCCCACGGAGCAAACACUGCCCCUUCCGUGACCGGCCAGAUGCCUAUGGCCCCGAGCUGUGGUCCUCGGUGCACUUCCACGACUUCAGCACCAGCAGCAAGGACCAGAUGGCAAUGCUGCUGAGUGCCAGCUGCCCCCUGCACCCACGGGCCACCCUCUGCUGGAGGGAGGCAGCAGAUGAGGCUGCACCCUGUCACGACAUCCCCAAUUCCACAGCCAGUGAGGAUGAGCAGAUGUACGUACUGGACAAGGUGGAUGUGCACCCCCAGCUCUGCUUCCGAUUCUCCUACAGGAAUAGCAGCCAUGUGGAGUGUCCCCACCAGUCAGAGACUGCCUGGAAUGUCUCAGUGAGUGUCUGGGGGCUCCAGCUGCACCUGCACCUCACCUCCCGCAUCCCUGCAGCCUUCAGUGCAGCCCUGUGCCAGCGCCGGGGUGGGCAGUGUGAACCCGAGGCCCCGCUCUACACUGUCACACAGCCAGAGGGCUCUGCUCCAGGGGAGUUGGCGCUGCUGCUGCCAGUGCAGGUCCUGGGCAGCUGCGUGCUGGUGUGGCGCUCAGACGUGCAUUUUGCUCGGAAGCAGCUGCUCUGUCCCGAUGUCUCCCGCAGGCACUUCGGGCUGCUGGGGCUGGUGCUGGCACUGGGACUGGUGGUGACUGUGCUGCUCCUCAACUGCCGUGGUGCCUGGAGGCCAAAUGAUGGUGUCCCUGGCAGGCGCCCCGUGCUGCUGCUGUACUCGCCCGACUCCGAGGAGCACCUGGGGCUGGUGUGUGCCCUGGCCGAGCGGCUGCGCACCGGGCUGGGCUGUGACGUGCGUCUGGACCUGUGGGAAGCGGGUGGCCUGGGCCAGGCGGGCGCCCUGCCCUGGCUCUACGCCCAGCGGGGCCGCGUGGGCCGCCAGCGCGGCACUGUCCUGCUCCUCUGGAGCCGGGGCAGCGCCCGGCUCUUCCAUCGCUGGCAGGUCGGGAUGGCCGACGGCACGCCCGGGGAUGCCCACGACAUUUUUGGGGCAGCUAUGGCCUGCCUGCACGGGGAGCUGGGGGCGGCGGGCCGUGGCAGCGGGUGGGUCCUGGCCUACUUCAGCCGGCUCUGCAGCCCCCGCGAUGUCCCCCGACCCCUUCGGCCCCUGCCCACCUACCGCCUGCCCCGACAGCUGCCCGGGCUGCUGGGGGCGCUGCGGGGCAGCCCCCCGGCCCCUCGGCACUGCCGCUGGGGCAGGGCUGGGGCCCUCCUGCACCGCCUGCUGGACGUGGGGGCCAGGGAGGGCAGUUCCCCGCCCCGGCCCCCCGGGGCAGCUUCUGGCACCUGAGUGCCCAGGCUGGGCCUGAGCUGGGCAUGGCCGCAGGGGGUGCAGGGCUGGGUGCAGCCCCCCGGUGAGGGCACAGCUUCUGCCAGGAAGAGGCAGGGCUCAGGAGAGCAUGUGCCCACUGCAGCGGCAGGAGGGGCACCCAUGGGUGCCCCGGGAGGGGCUGCGAGGGUCCGAGCAGGACUGGCCUCAGUCAUGGAGUGUGCUGCUGGGGCUGGAGUGAGCAUCCAGCUGUCAUCUGUGGCCAGGAGCAGAGAUGCUGUCCCAAGCAGGGGCAGCUUUAUUCCCAUACAGGGACCUGCUCCAGAGGAGAGCCCGUAGAAGCCCCUUUGGACGGCACAGCCGAGGAAUUGGGGUGGUGCAGGAAGAAGCUGAGAGAUGGGGAGGCUCCCUGCCCUGCCCACGGACAGGUGGCUGGAGGGGCGGGUGCUGGGCACGGCCCGGCCCUGCUCUUUGCCUCGACAUCGCCAGCAGGACUUGGUCUGGAUUGGAAGCAAUAAAGGCGUCAUUUCACCCUGC
Molecule: messenger RNA, 1947 nt
Organism: Zonotrichia albicollis (white-throated sparrow)
Lineage: Eukaryota; Metazoa; Chordata; Aves; Passeriformes; Passerellidae
Source: RefSeq, a predicted model, not a curated record